AUGAAUUUAAGGGAUCAGCCACUGUUAAGUAUAGAAGAACGCCUCAAGAAGCUUGAUGAAAUCGAUGCAAAAGUUAUGCAGAUUAUGGAGUCUUCUGGUGGCACUCUAGAUGAAUUAUCAAAAGAUGUUCCCAAUCAAAAGCAAAUCGAGAUCCACACUCGCAAUUUUAGAACCGCCAUCCGCGAUGUAGAACUUGAAUUAAUUACCCAGCUAAAUUAUCUCGGCCAAGUUCUUACUGGUCUUCCAUUCGAAAAGAAUUCUUUUGAAACAGGUUCGUCUCCUAAUAACAUACUAGCGGAGGAUUUUGCUCCGCCUUCUGAAACAGAUGAAUCUGAUCCAGUUGUUUCCAGUACAGUAAACGAUUUAGAACUAUACUUCGCUGAAACAUCCUGCGAAGCAACUGAAUUAUCCGAUUCCACUCCAUGCAAUGAUCUUUGGGGCGUGGUUCCUACUAAAAUGGCGCAUUCCUCUCAUACCACUGAAGAUGACACCCCUGAUAUCUCAAUUCAUGAAUUCGAAAUUCCGGAAUACGAAUUUGAUGAUGAAAUCUUAUCUUUGCAGGGUGAUAUAGGUCGUUACUUUAUUCAAUUUUUAUUUUUUGCUGAGCUAGUUGGUCGAAUUACCCCGGAUGGACUUAUAGACGAAGAUUUCGAGCAAGAAUUAGGUUGGCUCAAUAAAAAUGCUCGCCGUGGUGAUAAUUACUGA
Messenger RNA from Rodentolepis nana, 705 nucleotides. Lineage: Eukaryota; Metazoa; Platyhelminthes; Cestoda; Cyclophyllidea; Hymenolepididae. The record is from the annotation of a GenBank genome assembly.